CGCCAUUGAAGUGUGCUCGAGAGUCGAAAGUUUACACGUGCAGUGUAUAAUUGUAAACAUCAAUUUUGCAACAUACACGUAUUUCAAUCAGGAAUUUUACCAUUUUGUUUGCACUGCAGAGACAGCGGUUGCACGAUCAACGUGUGUGAGUGUCGCCCGAAAUGCCAGGCGGCAAACGAAAAAAGCGAAGGAUGGAUUCAGAUGUGGAGGAUAUGUCUGAUGCCAGUGAUGUGGAAACAUCAUCACCAAAAAAGAAAAGGAAAAUUGAAGAGAAACUUUAUGAAAGAAACAGAUCAGACCCAGCUGAAUGGCCUGCUGAGGAUAUCCUGCAGCUGUUUGAGAGGAUUGAACAAGUCCUUCCUAAGCCUGAUGUGUUACGAUACACGUUGUGUGGAAAAAAUCAAUUGGGAAGAUGUGAAGUUUGGAGAGUACUCAAGCCAGGACUGUGCAGAUGCGUUCAACUUGAUGCUCAAAAGGGUUCGCCAGUACCAGACUGCCACAGACUAUCUGAACAACAUGAGGUGUAUGUAUGAUAGGCAUCCCAGGCUGUUACAAGGACAGGUGCAACGCAUGCCCAAAAAGCCAAGGAGUGUCUACUCUAUGUUCAUGCAAGAAAAGAUUAAGAAACUACAUAAAAAGAACCACAACAUGAGCAUGCCUGAAGUGAUGAAGAUCAUUGCUGCACGAUACAAAAAUCUGUCUGCCAGGAAGAGGCAAAAGUAUCAAGAUCGAUUCGACCAAAGCAUUGAGGCUUAUAAAGAAGAACUUGCCAAGUUCAAGGAGGAUUAUCCAGAACUGGUUUCUGCUGAAAUGAAGAUGCCAAAAUGUCCAACACCAUUGUCUAUGUUUUUCGAGGACAGAAUAGCAAGGCUUAUGGAUGUCGACCCUGAGCUGAAACACAAGGAGGCCAGUGAUACAGCAAUGAGGAAAUGGAAAAAGUUGAAGGAGAAGAAGUAUUUGAAGUGGAUCAGACGAGCAGUGAAAGCAUUUGAAGAAGACUAUAAGCCCCAAUGUAUGCCGGGGUCAAACCAGAGGAUACACCCAGAGUUUGUCCCAAAGUCGACCUGUCUGAAGAAGUCAGAGCAGAACUUGUUUGAAAUUGCCGAGGGGAAACCGAUUAAACCGCCACAAAGUGGACUGGGAGCAUACCAGAAAACUCGUUGGGCAGAGCUGAGAGACAGUGGGAAGAGCUUCAGUCAUAAUGGAAGGAAAAUAAUCUGUGAAUGGAAACAGAUGAGCCCCGAGGAGAAGGAUGUCUAUAACAAAGAGGUCAAACAGGUAUGA
Molecule: messenger RNA, 1284 nt
Organism: Haliotis rubra (blacklip abalone)
Lineage: Eukaryota; Metazoa; Mollusca; Gastropoda; Lepetellida; Haliotidae
Product: nucleolar transcription factor 1-like
Exons: 10
Coding region: 202-1284 (360 amino acids)
Source: RefSeq, a predicted model, not a curated record